Messenger RNA from Gopherus evgoodei (Goodes thornscrub tortoise), 2132 nucleotides. RefSeq names its product refilin B (gene RFLNB). NCBI's taxonomy places the organism in Eukaryota, Metazoa, Chordata, Testudines, Testudinidae. Gene Ontology annotation, cellular component: actin filament bundle. Gene Ontology annotation, biological process: negative regulation of bone mineralization involved in bone maturation; skeletal system morphogenesis; negative regulation of chondrocyte development. Bases 1 to 621 code for a protein of 206 amino acids. The record is from RefSeq and is a predicted model, not a curated record. The transcript has 3 exons. Gene Ontology annotation, molecular function: filamin binding.
AUGGUGGGGACGCUGGCGCUGCCCGAGGGGCCCGAGCCGCUGGACAGGAAGCGGCGCGGCGAGCGGGUGCUGGACAGCCCCGACUCCGGCCUGCCGCCCAGCCCCAGCCACUGGCUGCUGGCCCCCGGCCCCGAGCGCGCUGCGCCCCCCGAGCCGGACGCCGCGGGCCUGGCGCCGCCGAAUGCUGUGUUCUCCCCCAACCCGCUGCUCUCCAGCUGUCCUGCGAGGUUAUGCCCUUUAUCCUUUGGCGAAGGAGUUGAGUUUGACCCUCUGCCACCAAAGGAAAUAAGGUACACCUCCUCGGUGAAGUAUGACUCAGAGAAGCACUUCAUCGAUGAUGUCUAUAUGCCGGUGGGCUUAGGCAUUUCCUCAUGCAGCCAAACGGUCGUCUGCAUCCCUGAUUGCACGUGGCGCAGUUACAAAGCCGAGGUCCACUUUGAGCCUCGGAACAAGCCCUUGCGUUUCACCAGCACCACCAUUGUCUACCCAAAGCACACCAAAACUGUGUACACCACCACUCUGGAUUACAACUGCAGGAAGUCCAUGCGGCGGUUCUUGUCCAGCAUAGAGCUGGAAUCUGCAGAAUACCCUGGGAAUGAUUACCUCCUGGAUGGCUGCUGACUGACACCUGUCUCUCUUGCUAUGAUCCAUCCUAGUCCCUUUCUAGUGUACAAACUCUCCACUAGCUAAAGUGGGCAAAAAAUCCUAAUUGCCCAGUCACUCUAAGGGAACCUUACCUGUCGCUACCUCUGUCCCAGCUCAUAAAUUCAGCUUAAAUGGCCUGCAUUUAAUUUUCUAUGGGAAUUUAGCUUUUCAGGAUACCAGUUUAUCCUCCUUUAGAGCUGCUGAUUCCCUCCCCUGCUCCCACGUUGCAGUAAUCAGGUGAAAAUAAGGGAAAUGUUUCCAAAGAGGAAAAGUUAAUUGCUCUUUCACAGAUAAGGAAGAGUCUGGGACAGUGGAAAAAUGUACAUGAUUCUUCAUGCUGAUGUGUAAAACCAAUGACAAUUCUCUUGCUGCAGAAAAUUUAGCAGAUAAUUCAGCCACUUGUAAACAGAGAGCCAUAAUUAAUUUCAGCUUUGGUCACAGAACCUUGGUAAAGCAGAAAGUGCUGACAUCCUUUGGCAUAGGCUAGCUGAUGGGAAAUCCAGAACUGUAUAUUUAAGCAGAUGUUUUUAAUUGCUCUCAUGCCUGUUUUUAAAGAUGGUUCCUUUAAGGAGGAGGGAGGUGGGAUGGAAAGAGUUUAAUUAGAGCAAGAGUUAAAUUGCAUUUGGGUAGCUGUAGGCAAUCGGCAUAGAAGGAACUGGGUUAUCUUUCUUCCGGCUCCCCUAAUCUUACAGAACAUCUUGUGUACUUCUCAGUUAGUUAACCCAGCCUCAAACUUGUGCAACUAUUUUGUCAGUGCUGCAGAUGCUAGAAUUUGCAGGCACUGUACUGUAACUUGCGAAGAAUAUUGUGCAGAAAAUUAUCUCUGAAGGUGAUGAAUUUUGGAACGCCAAGUGUAGACAUCCGCUAGUUUCAAACCGCUAUAUGUGCUAAUGCUGGCACCGUUCCUCAUUCAAGUGGAGCCGCAACAGUGGGAGAAUGUUAGGAAAUCCACAUUGUGGAGGUCAUAAAGUGGAAGUAGAAAUCUGGGAAUCCAGCAGCAUCACCUAGGGUACGUGGGAGUGACUUGCCAAGGAAGGUAUUGAUUGCGACAAAGGGAAUGCAAAACUGUCAACUGGCUAGAUCCACAGCCAUGCCUGUGCUUUCCUUGUUGGACUUCACAAAGAUCAUUAUUCUGUCUUAAGUUUUUUGAUCCGACGGUGUUGAUGAUUUCACUGGGGCAAGGAAGGUCUUCCAUGCCCAGCAGCUUCCUGAGCAGCCCUGCAGUAACAAAUCAGCUGGAGAUCACUGAGGGUUGGGGGGUGGGCAAGAGAGGGGUGGUGAGAAUAAUCACUUCAGAAUAACCUGCACCUUAACAUUGUCUUUGUCACACUGUCAUGCACUUUGACCAAACAGAAAGUGUGGCUUUCUAAACCUCCAAAAUCACUGUGUCUUUGUUGAAAGAGAGGAGAGCAGCAUAGAAAGUGCGUGCUUUCGAAGAUGUGGCUUGUACUCCUCAUUGAUGUAGUAGUGAUAUUGUGCAUGUUCCA